Molecule: messenger RNA, 3518 nt
Organism: Paramacrobiotus metropolitanus
Lineage: Eukaryota; Metazoa; Tardigrada; Eutardigrada; Parachela; Macrobiotidae
Product: AP-1 complex subunit beta-1-like
Exons: 16
Coding region: 299-3196 (965 amino acids)
Biological process (GO): intracellular protein transport; vesicle-mediated transport
Cellular component (GO): membrane coat; clathrin adaptor complex
Molecular function (GO): clathrin binding
Source: RefSeq, a predicted model, not a curated record
AUUGGCAGUCGAUAAAAAUUAAAAACCGCAGUUCAUAUUUUGGUUUCCUUCGUUUCCGGGUUUGUUUCCUCCUGAACGCGGGGUAACUUUAUCGACAGCUGAAAUCGCAACCUGUAUUUAAUCCGUAUAAUCUGUGGUGUUUUAAUUUGUUGUCCAAAUGCUUUCGGACCUGCGUCUGCUCAUUUCUGCGCUCUGCAAUUUAUGAACAUUUUCCAGUUUUUGUGACUUUCUUUACAAAAUUCGGAUCCAUCGUCUGUUUCGGUUAUUUGACUGGAUGCGUUAGUAUAUUGUCAGAAAAAUGUCGGACGCCAAGUAUUUUACCACGACGAAGAAGGGCGAGAUCUUCGAGCUGAAGAGCGAGCUCAACAGCGACAAGAAGGAGAAGCGUCGGGAGGCGGUGAAAAAAGUGAUCGCCAGUAUGACCGUGGGCAAAGAUGUCAGUGCUUUAUUUCCGGAUGUGAUCAACUGUAUGCAGACGGAUAAUUUGGAGCUGAAGAAGCUGGUGUAUUUGUACCUUAUUAAUUACGCCAAAACCCAGCCGGAUCUGGCCAUUCUGGCUGUCAACACAUUCGUUAAGGACUGCGAUGAUCCGAAUCCGCUGAUCCGCGCCUUGGCGGUGCGGACGAUGGGCUGCAUCCGCGUGGACAAGAUCACGGAGUAUCUGUGUGAUCCGCUGCGCAAGUGCCUGAAGGACGAGGAUCCCUAUGUGCGCAAGACGGCGGCGGUCUGCGUGGCCAAACUGUACGACAUCAACCCCACGCUGGCCGAGGACCAGGGCUUCCUGGAGGCCCUCAAGGAUCUCCUCUCCGACUCCAAUCCCAUGGUGGUAGCCAACGCCGUGGCGGCGCUGGGCGAGGUCAACGAGACCUCCCCGCAUCCCAUCAUCGACAUGAACACGGCCAUGGUCAAUAAACUGCUGACAGCCCUCAACGAGUGCACCGAGUGGGGCCAGGUCUUCAUUCUGGACUGCGUGGCCAACUACACGCCCACCGACGAACGCGAAGCACAAGGGAUUUGCGAGCGUGUGUCGCCGCGUCUGGCGCACGCCAACGCCGCCGUGGUGCUGUCGGCGGUCAAGGUGCUGAUGAAGCUGAUGGAGAUGCUGCCGGCGGAAUCCGGGGAAUUCGUUGCCUCCUUGUCCAAGAAACUCGCGCCGCCGCUGGUCACCCUCCUCUCCGCCGAACCGGAAAUCCAAUACGUCGCCCUGCGCAACAUCAACCUCAUCGUCCAGAAAAAGCCGGACAUUCUGCAGCACGAAAUGAAGGUCUUCUUCGUCAAAUACAAUGAUCCCAUCUACGUCAAACUGGAGAAGCUGGACAUUAUGAUCCGCCUGGCCUCCCCGGCCAACAUCGCCCAGGUGCUGGCCGAACUGAAGGAGUACGCCACGGAAGUGGACAUUGAUUUUGUCCGCAAAUCAGUACGGGCCAUCGGUCGGUGCGCCAUUAAAGUGGAACAGUCGGCGGAACGCUGCGUCAGCACGCUGCUGGACCUCAUCCAGACCAAGGUCAACUAUGUCGUCCAGGAAGCCAUUGUCGUCAUAAAGGAUAUUUUCCGGAAAUACCCCAACAAAUAUGAGAGUAUCAUCUCCACAUUGUGCGAAAAUCUGGACACGUUGGAUGAACCGGAUGCCAAGGCGUCGAUGAUCUGGAUUAUCGGUGAAUACGCGGAGCGCAUUGAGAACGCCAACGAGCUGCUGGAGUCCUUCCUGGAGGGCUUCGCCGACGAGAACAGCCAGGUGCAGCUGCAGCUGCUGACCGGCAUCGUCAAGCUCUUCCUGAAGCGGCCCACCGACACGCAGGAUCUGGUGCAGAAGGUGCUGACCCUGGCCACCCAGGAGAGCGACAAUCCCGAUCUGCGCGAUCGCGGCUAUAUUUACUGGCGGUUGCUGUCCACCGAUCCGGUCAUUGCCAAACAGGUGGUGUUGGCGGAGAAGCCGUUGAUCUCGGAGGAGACGGACUGUCUGGAGCCGACGUUAUUGGACGAGCUGUGCUGCCACAUCGGCACCCUGGCCUCCGUGUACCACAAACCGCCGACGGCCUUCAUCGAGGGCCGCACAGCCAUCACCCGCAAAUCCCUGCCGGCCCGCGUGGCCUCCACCAACGGCGGCCAGAGCCCGGGCGACGCCGGGGCCUCCCCGCAGCGCCCCUCGGUCAUUCCCAACCAGGAUUCCCUCAUCGGUGACCUCCUUAGUCUGGACCUGGGUUCACCCGCUGGACCGCCGUCUAUGGGCGGCUUCGCCAUGGGCGUGGGGGUGCCCAGUGGCCCCACGGGGGCGCAGGGGCUCCUGGAUGCCGAUCUGGACAGUCUGCUGGGACCGUCGGAGCCGUCGAGUGACCCGAUGAGCGGCAGUUUAGGUGGCGCCAGCAGUCAGAUGGGCGGAUUCGGCGGCGGCAGUGGAGGGCUGGCGGAUCUGGUGGGAUUCGGCGGCGGUGGACACACCGGACCCGCUGGCAGUGCCGGACUGCUGGGCGACAUCUUCGGAUUGGCGCCCGGUGCGCCCUACGUGGCGCCCAAACAGGUGUGGAUGGACCCGGCCAAAGGCAAGGGCCUGGAAGUGCACGGGACCUUCGCGCGCCGCAACCGGCAGGUGUGCAUGGAGCUGACGCUGAGUAAUCGCGCCAUGCAGGCUAUGAGCGACUUCGAUAUCCGCCUGAAUAAAAACAGUUUCGGUCUGACGCCCUCGGCGCCGCUGGUCGUCCGCUCGCCGCUGCCGCCCAAUCAGAGCGCCGAAGCCAGCCUGGUCCUCAACGUCACCGGGGAGAUCGCCAAACAGACUCCCCUCACCAAUCUGCAGGUGGCGGUGAAGAACAACAUUGGUGUGCACUACUUUGCGUGUCUGGUGCCGAUGCACGUGUUCUUCGUGGAGGAUGGGUUGAUGGAGAAGGGCGUCUUCCUGGCCACGUGGAAGGACAUUCCGCCGGAGAAUGAGAAGCAAUUCGAGAUACACACCGCCAUUCAGGAUAUCGAGACGAUCAGCGGUAAACUGCAGGCCAACAACAUCAUGACGGUGACGAAGCUGACCACGGACGGGCGGCAGUUAGUGUACUUAUCCCUGAAACUGACCAUCGGCAUCUGGGUGCUGUGCGAGCUAAAGGUCAACGCCAUCGCCAGCGGCCACACCCUGGCGCUCAAAUCCCGCGUCCCGGACGUGUACGGCGGCGUCGUCGAGACUUUCCAGGGCAUUUUAUUAUCCUGAACAGCCAGGACCCGGUCGGAAUAUACGCCCCCCGGGGUGGGGAUAAUUUCCGGAAUUUUUUGAAUAAAAUUAUUGUCGUUGAUUGCGCGGUUUUGUCGCUUGGAAGGUGAUGCGGGGACCGGCGGGGAUUUAUCCCCCGGGGAUUAUUAACGUAGGUGGUGUGGCACCUCCAAGCGGUGAUGUUUUGUUUGUCUUAACGAUUUUAUUGUCUCAGCGGAGGAUGAUGUGUGUACACUGAUUUCUGAUGCGAAAUUCCGUUUAUUCAUUUGAUUUCCGUUGACGAUUAAUUUAUAAAAAUGGUAUUAAUAAAAAUUGUGCUAAA